CAAACUGGAUAAUCGAUAUGGGGACUUCACCACUAUUCAUAUCCAAAAUGAGGUGGCGUAUCAGUGUGGUGGCACCAGCUUCAUACUCACUAAUGAAAAAGGGAACCCUAUAAGGGGUAUGCCAAAUACCCGAGGCAAAGACAACUGGAACAAUAAGGCUACUGUUAGAGCUAUUGCAACAUCUAUAUAUACCACAUGGAGACCAUCCAUGUGGAAUUUAAUAAAAAAAGACUAUAGCCAUGUGGACAGCAUAACCAACAUUGAUGAUGAUGACGACGACGAUUUUCUUAUCAGUGCAUUCCCUUUAAUUUCCGAAGUGAAACAUGUUAAUGAAGAUACGAGUCAACCGUCACCAUCCACUGAACCUUUAAUAUCAACUGAACCUUCUACCUCCUCAUUAACAUAUGUCUCAAACACGGAAUUAAAGAGUUUGAUUGUUGAUUUGCAAGAAAAAGUAGCAGCUGGUAAGGAAAAUGUGCCACCACAUACACAAGAAGUUUUGAAAAAAAUUGGGGACAGCUUAUGAUGUAUAAUUUGCAUGGAAAUCUGUAAUUGUGAUAAUCUGUUUUUCUGUAUUCAUUGUGGAAGGAUGGUUGGGUGUUUUACUUGUUGUGUUGGACUGGACAAGUGUCCAACUUGUCGAGAAGAGU
Messenger RNA from Hydractinia symbiolongicarpus, 650 nucleotides. RefSeq lists its product as uncharacterized. The coding region runs from base 119 to 526 and encodes 135 amino acids. The record is from RefSeq and is a predicted model, not a curated record. The transcript is spliced from 2 exons. Lineage: Eukaryota; Metazoa; Cnidaria; Hydrozoa; Anthoathecata; Hydractiniidae.